Solanum dulcamara is the source of this 1337-nucleotide messenger RNA. Its product is annotated as plastid division protein PDV2. Lineage: Eukaryota; Viridiplantae; Streptophyta; Magnoliopsida; Solanales; Solanaceae. Bases 213 to 1208 code for a protein of 331 amino acids. Gene Ontology annotation, biological process: chloroplast fission. The transcript is spliced from 3 exons. The record is from RefSeq and is a predicted model, not a curated record.
UUUGUUUGUUAAGAGGGUUUCGGGGUUUAUAGAGAAAACUCUAAUGUCAUCUCUUUAGGUUCAAGAAAGCACCACAAUCACUUGUAUUUCACUCCUCUUUUUUUUCUUUUGUCACUUUCUUGCCACUUCUUUGUCUUCAUUACAGAAAACCCUUUUUUGCAAAAUUCAAGAUUUUCAUAUUGCAGAACCCAAAAAUCAAGAUUGUUUAGGUUAUGGACGAAGAUAGAAUAGGGUUAGUACUGGCUAGAAUCUCUGAGCUGAGGUUAGAGAUAACAAGUUGCAUUCAUAAAGCAUCCAAGAAAGAUGAAGUGGAAUCUGAAAAUAGAGAAGACGCAGAGGAUGGAAAAACCCAUGAGGAUGAUGAUGAAGCAGUGGAUUGCUUGUUGAAGAUUAAGGAUGCUCUUGAAUCACUUGAAGCCCAAGUGUCUUCUUUGCAGGAAGCAGUUGGUUGUGAUGUUCUGCAGAGGGCAAAAUUUUGGAUCCUACAAACUUUUGAUCCAAUGAUCACGACAGUCAAUCCUGGUCCAGUCAUUGCAAUGCCAUUUAUAAGUUUUAGAGAACUACCACUAAACAAGCAUAAUCUUUGUGAAGAGGCACUACAAGAGCAACAAUGGUAUGAGAAAGAAGCAGCACUGGCUGAGAUAGGUUAUAGUCAAGAAAAAUUGCUCCAGACACUGAAAGGGUACGAAGGCAAGGAUUACCAAGUCAUACACGAGGCAAUUGCUUUUGUUUCUGAAACAGUAGAAGACAACAACGAUCUUCUACUUCCUCCUUACCCUAGCAGACCUUCUCGUACCGUGGUGUCAGACAAGGGUUAUGGCGUACACUUACCAUCUACACGGAAACUCACUCAAAAUGGGGUAACUGGUAGCCACAACCACAAUUCCAGGAAAGAUGUCGAUGAAGCUAACCGUAAAAGUUCCCAGUCUAAGAGCCCCUUAAGUAUGGUUAAAUUCUUCAUCAGUGCAGCAGCCAAGACAGCACUCACAGUUGUUGGUGUAAUAUCUGUCUUGAGUUUGGCUGGAUUCGAGCCUCAGUUAAAGAAACGGGAUAAUCAGAUCAAGGUUUCUAACUUGUUUCAACAACUGGCAAACAGAAAAGUCCCUGUGGUUGAAAAUGGUGAAACUCAGUGCGUCGUGAAAGAGAGAGUUGAGAUCCCAUUUGAAUCAGUUGUGGCAACUCCAGAUGUAAAUUAUGGCUGUGGAUGAAAUGUUGUUCAUUUUUCAGUUUUUUGUGUAAAUCCUACUAAGUUUUUGACUAUAUUUGAACUCUGCGUGGCCUGACAAUGUAAUUUGUCUUAGCUAGAGAAAGUUCAAUCAGAAAAUAAAUUUCUCGCA